Molecule: messenger RNA, 330 nt
Organism: Cooperia oncophora
Lineage: Eukaryota; Metazoa; Nematoda; Chromadorea; Rhabditida; Trichostrongylidae
Source: the annotation of a GenBank genome assembly
AUGAGGCCAAACAACUCAGAAAGCCUCCAGUUCUACAACGAGCCCUAUAAUGUCGAACUUAACGAGACUUUGACUAUUGGCGACACCGUGGAAACUCCAGUAGUGGUCGUAAACUGGGAUUCCGAGGAAUCACCUCCCAAGCUCUACUUUGAGGAGUACGAUGCCCCGUUCAAGGUGAUGACAGGAAAGCGUCCCAAUUCGACAGUGACGAAAGAAGGAGCGAAUCAAACGACUUCUCGUGAACCAACGGUCGUCCUUUUGAAACUUGUCAAACCCAUUACGCAUCUUCCAAUUACGCUUAAACUUAUUGCUGAGCUACUUGAAUGGUGA